CGAGGGGAUGUUCAGAUCAUCAGGGUUCUACAAAAGCAGGCCAAGAAGCCGAGGGCCGUCGGGAUAACGAUGAUGAUGACGACGACAACGACGACGACGAUGAUAUUGAGAUGGUCAGCAAUCCUUCGGAUGUUUCUGACUCAGAUGGCCGUUCGGACGCUACUGGGUCAUUUGUGCAUGUGAAGGAGGGUGACAAGGGUACCCGGGAGGACACUAUCCCCGACGAUGCGAACGACCAGGAGCCGGACAUCUAUGAUAUCAACGUCUUGGCUUGGGACAGCCAUGCCUCCCCACUUCAUCUGGCGAUUGUGAACGGUCAUGUCGAAGCUGUUGAAGAAUUGGUUUCUUCUUUUGGUGCCGAUGUGCUUCUCCCUGUCAAGCUCUUGAACGAGUACAACAAUUCUCCGAAAGCCGCCAUCCUCACCUUGGUUCUAGCACAGAAUUUGCCCCUGGAGAAGGCAAAGGUGAUGACGACGAAGCUUCUACAGCUUGGCGCUUCCGCCGCACAAGCAGACAUGCACGAGAAGACCGCGCUGCAUGAGUUGGCCACAAUUGGUUAUUCAGACCUUAUCGAUGUCUACCUUGACCACGACCGGCCUGCAGUCGAGAGAGCAGCCAACCAUCUCUCUGCUUCUGGCUAUUAUUCCAACCCGGUGAUCAAUUCUGCCUUGCUAACCGCUAUCAAGUCGGAGAACACGAUUGGCGCAAUCAAACUACUCGAAGCGAACGCGAAGCCAGAUAUCCCUUUCGAAGACUAUGCUGAAGCCGCCAAGAACAUCAUCAAUGUAUACGGCGACUCACUCGUGCAGCAAAAAGAGGUCUUCCAUGACCAAAUUAUCCAGCCUAUCGUUCUCGCUGUGCGAUCGGAACAGCCGCUGGUGGCUUUGGAAUUGCUUGCUCAUGGUGCAGAUCCAAACACUCUGGACCCGAAGGGAGCUAAGAUCCGGCUUUCUGGGACCUCGCCCUUGUUAGUUGAGGGAACUAUUUUAGAUUGUGUUCGAGCAAAGAUUGAAGAUCUUCGUGAGUAUCAAGGUGAAGCCGUUCAAUCGACCCCUCCACAGCCUCUGGAAGAUGACAGUGUGUAUCUGGAGGGGCUGAAGGAUGAUACAUACCAGAUGUGGACAGCCAAGGCGGCUCUGGAGAAGGAAAAAAUGGAGUACGAAACGGAAAAAAAGCGGUAUGCCGACAAUUUGGAGCGAACCAAGACUGCCAAAGGUUUAGACGAGAAGAAAGCUGCAGUCCAAGCCCUUAUCUGUGACUUUGAGAAGCUUGAAACCGAGCUGCUCGCCCGAGGAGCGAAGACAAUCAAAGAGCUCCGACCUGAUAUGCCGGAUCGCCCCGUAUAUGAGGACAUUCCUUACAAUACCGAGACUCAGUCCCCAAGGUUCAAGAUCAAUUUUACCUUUAGAGGGCCGGCCGUGACUGAGGCUCAGACAGCAGCUUAUAUUAAACUAUUUGAAGCUGCCUGGUGUGGAGAUCUUGACACUAUCAAGACACUCACUUUGGGGCCAAACGUGCACCACACGAAGGAUAAGAGGCAGCUGCUUGAAAUUGGUAUUACUGACAGCCGCUACUUUUCGCCCUUCAGCAUCGCCGUCGUACGAGGGCACCUCGACGUGGCGAAGGCCAUCCUUGUCAUCGCAAACGCGCAGUAUAAGCCGCCGGAGAAUAAAAAGAUCUCGAAAUAUGACGCAUACGUCUCGGACUAUGAAGACGAAAGUGAAGACGAUGAGCUUAAUAUCAAUCAGCAAACGAUCAGUGACAAGUUCACCAUCGACAAUAUUGGUGAAAUCAAGGCCCACGUCGAGAGCAAUAUCUCACCGCUGGCUGUGCUUGCCGAGUCGUGCCAGUCUUAUGUCUUGUUUGACAAGGAAACACUGGCCGAUCAACAGCCUACAGGCGUGUUUCUAUAUGCGAUUUGGAAGGAUGAUGUCAAUCUGUUGACUUUCCUCCUGGGACUCUAUCGUGAGCUGUUUGAUAAGGCAUCCGAGGCGGACCGAGAAAGCGACCGUUUCAACGACACUUCGGGCGUUGCCUUCUGCUCGGCUGUCAGGCUGGGCCGUCUCCGAUGCCUGGAGGAGCUCAUCAAAUCUACAGGAGCUGGUCUUCCCUUGGAUCAGCUCGCGGAGAAGAGCGGCGUCGAGGCCCAAGAGAAACCAGUUUACUACCAGGGUCUUUCGAUCCAUGGCAAGAAACGCGAAGACUGGGCGGCCACCAAUCGUGGGAUGUCUUUCUUGAAACCUCGAGAUAUGCACCCCCCGCUUUUGUUGGCUGCAUUCGAGGGCAGUCUCGAAGCGGUGGAAUGUUUCCUAGGCACAGCGCCCAGUCGUUACUACAUCGAGUUCACGAAAAAGCACAAACACGACAAGCGAUUGAAGAGGCUUGCGCAAAGUGAGCAGGGUAUUGAGAAAACAAUCGAGAACUGGCUUAGUCUUCGACAUGAGCUUGUCCUCCACUGUGCUGUUAUGGCCAAAACAACCGAAGAAACGGAACGACUGGUCGAGUACCUGGUCAAGAGCGCCCCCUACUGCCUGGAAGUGAAGUCGGCAGACGGCUAUACGCCCCUGGCAAUUGCAUUCUCUUUGCAUCGGUUGAAAUUCGCCAAGAUAUUGGUUGCAGCCGGUGCCAACCAGACAGCCCGAGACAAACUCGGGAACAAUAUCCUGCACCUGCUUCUCGGUGGGUUCGUCGAUCCGGACGAGGAUGACCUGGAUACGCUUCGCAGCAUGCUUGACCUGAUCGACCCGUUACUGGUGUCCUCGUUGCUCACCGAGCGCUCCUACUCUGUCGAACCCGGCUCUCUGACUCCUCUGGCCCAGUGGAUGGCUCGUUCACUGUGGGGGUCUGGCAUUUCGGACGAGACGGAAAACAAGAUUGCCGUCCUGCAGGCUGUGCUCGAUUUUGCCGAGCCAACGGGACAGAAACACCUGGAGCUUCUUGAUGGAGCGGGCAACACCGUGCUCCACGAUGCAGCCCGGUGCCAACUGUCCAAAGCCCUGCCGCUGAUGCUUGAGCGUCGUCCGGAUCUUCUCCUCCGUGAAAAUGCCACGGGUAGUACCCCUGCAGACCUUGCAGAUGAUGCCUGGGUCGGCGACACCAUCUCGACCCCGGCGGCGACAUCAUGGCCCAACACCAUGUUGAAUUAUUCGGGAGUGGCGAAGCGCACCCCAGAGUCAUUCGUCGAGCCGCCGCGCAAGGAAGGUCAUCGACCGUGGUCGAAGAAAAGGAAAAUCCACGAGAUCUGUCAUGGCCAGGUCCAAGGAGAUGAGUCGAAGAAGAGGCGGCUGGUCACCCUGUUCGAGGCCAACGAGGUGGCAAAGAGGCUGGCUGCCAAACAGACAAACAACGAUCGAUCGUCCAGGCGGUCGGUAGGAGGGGGUUCUAACGAGGAUGACGAGGGAGAUGAAGUGAGCGUAUGGAUCCACCAAGCGAGAUAAAAAACAUUGGAUAGUGGAUAGCAUAGAGCAUAAGAGUAACAGAGCCAGGAUGAAUAUUAUAAGAUAGGGUAGUUUUACAGUACUCCAUAACUCAGACGAAUGUCCCUCAUUGUACAUAUCAUAUCACUAACUACCAUAUUUCAAACCGUACGCCAAUUCGCUAUAGGAGAUGCACCA
This is a messenger RNA of Penicilliopsis zonata CBS 506.65, 3614 nucleotides long. RefSeq lists its product as hypothetical. Bases 111 to 3437 code for a protein of 1108 amino acids. Gene Ontology annotation, molecular function: protein binding. The transcript has 4 exons. NCBI's taxonomy places the organism in Eukaryota, Fungi, Ascomycota, Eurotiomycetes, Eurotiales, Aspergillaceae. The record is from RefSeq and is a predicted model, not a curated record.